This is a messenger RNA of Aplysia californica (California sea hare), 5881 nucleotides long. RefSeq lists its product as uncharacterized. The record is from RefSeq and is a predicted model, not a curated record. Gene Ontology annotation, molecular function: DNA-binding transcription activator activity, RNA polymerase II-specific; RNA polymerase II cis-regulatory region sequence-specific DNA binding. NCBI's taxonomy places the organism in Eukaryota, Metazoa, Mollusca, Gastropoda, Aplysiida, Aplysiidae. Gene Ontology annotation, biological process: regulation of transcription by RNA polymerase II. Gene Ontology annotation, cellular component: nucleus.
AGUGACAUGGACGUGGACGAGAAAAUCAACUGCAAGUUUGAAGUGGACGAGGUCGACAAUGACAAUUCUCCCCAUCCUCCAGCCUCAGGCCCCGCGUCUGUGCUACGGGAGGCCGGUGUGACUGUCCCAGAGAAUGUUGGUGGUCGCGAAAAGGUCAAUGAAGCUCCCACAAAUAUUGUGUUUUCCUCAUCGGUAGAAAGCAUGAGCAAUGAGCCCCCCACAGUUGUUUAUACUUCAAAUAAUGCAGGUCAGGAAGUUAGCCAGUUGACAGAAAAUGAAUGUGUUGUUGCAGUCUCAUCCUCCCCUGCUCUAUUUGUUUUGCAAACAUUACCCACUCAGUCCCUAAUAGCAGGGAAUUCUGCAGCGACUGACAAUACUACUCUAACAUCACUGCUUGAUAAUAAGAAAACAUCCGGGGCAGGGUUACCGAUGAAUCAGUUCCAGCUCAGAACAAACUUGAGUAGUGAGGCGGCUACUGUAGUUCAUCCACAAGGCACAGUUGUCAGUUGUGAGGAUCCGAGUCUUGCACAGGGAGGCAUACCAGUGGUGAUAGAACAAGCUAUGGGGUGUUCUUCAUUGCCUUCAACAUCUAACCUGAGCUCCGAUUACUUUGUUGUUGUGGAAAAUUCUGAUGGCUCUCACGUUUUGUCAAGACUGAUUACGGGGAAUGUGCUUGCAGGUGAAGAUAAAGAUGCUUCUGAAAGCACUUCAGUUAUGUCCAACUCCCAGCCAUUGCUGGAAGGGGUGACGAAAGAAUCGUUUUCUUCAAAUAUUCCACAACAGCAGCAGCCGCAAUCGAUCACAGUUGUGCUUGGAGGUUCUGGGUCUCAGCUGGUUCCCCAAAAUAUUUUGUUAAAUUCAAAUUCCUUGCUUACUCAAGGAACUGAAUCGAAGUUUCUGUCAGGACAAUUACCUUAUCAGACAGUUGUAGCUGCUUCAGAAAGUAUUGACAACAGGUCUGCCAAUCUAACCUUGCCUGUAGCUGGGCCUGAAAUGAAGUCAUUUGACUCGGCUGACAUGUUUGUUACGGAUGUGGAUGAAAGUUAUGCCUCAACAAGCGCAAAAAAUGAACAGUUUGCAGAAAUGGGUUCUGAUGGAAGUGCUGUUGUUCAUGCUGCCUGUGAACGAGAUCAUGAGAAGUUGAACGCAUCUCAUGGAAGGAGAAACAACACGGCUAAGGGACUAAUUAUGUCACAUGAGGUCAGAGGUGGACCAAUGGCAACAACGUAUAAAUCAGACAUGGCAAGUGGAUCAGAAAGCUCCAACAGGGAAAGUGAAGAGGUGAAACAGAAGAAAUUGUUGGAGGAACAGCGCAGGCUGAUACAGUCCCACCUUCAGCACCACAUUCAAGAAAGUAAAAAGAAACAUUUAGAAUCCACAGUAAAUAACCUAGCGUGGACUGAGGAGAUGAGGAAGCUAGAGAAAUUGGGCUUCUCAGAUGACACUCAGAUUUUUUGUGAUGUUACAGCAGAACUGAAUUCUGCCAUUCUUGAGCAUGUUCCAGGGUGCCAGCAGUUUUUGUUGGAUCUGGCAAAGAAAAACCCAAAUUCUUUCAAUUGCAGUGAUGAAAAUUGGUCAUUUAAGGGAGAUGUCAAGGCCUUGAUAGAAUUGUACAAUUCUUUAAAAAGUUUGAUCAGGCUCAGGUCAAAAACUUUAAUUCGAUUUCAAACAUUUGAAGAAUCGCCUGAAGCGUUGAUGCCUUCAGAAAAGUGUCCCAAGAACGAGAAAGCUGUUAACUGUAAUUUGUUAGUGCCUUAUGUCUCCUCAAGGGGAAGACAUCUGAAGCAAUCUCAUAAGUUUUCAGGUGCAGGGUAUAUCCAGUUCUCAGACUCUUUUUUAGUGUCUAGUGACCUGCAAGAUCAGAAUGACGUAGAAUAUGGGAAAAAUUUUCCACCCAAAAUGAGACGCUGUCGAAGGAAGCAAAGACGGCCAAGCAAAAAUGUGAAACUUUCAAGGUUAUCUGAUAAAAAUACAGAACUGGAAAAUGCAGUGUCAUAUGACAGUCAGUGUGGAAAUGAAGAUAAUGGAAACCACUGUGAAUCACUUGAAAAUGUUGUCAGUAGUGACAAAUUGAAAGUUGAACCUGAAAGGGAAUUUUUAAGCAAACAAAGUACCAGCGAAGACAUGGACCCUCUACAGAAGAGACUGCAGGAAGAGCAAAUGAAGUACCGAGAGAUAAUGGAUAAACGUCAGAAGCACACGCACCCAAGACCUCAAUCAAAUCUUGUAGAAAUGGAAGUCACUCAACAGGUGUUGACCGAUGACAAAAAUGAAAGUAUGGAUGGGGAAACCACGUCAUCAGACUUACAAGAGACGAUUGUAUUGGAUGGGAAUGAGUUACCUAGUAAGAGAAGAGGCCGGCCUCCCAAAAAGUACGAUCACUUUGUCACAACAGAGAAAAUGAGGCCGAGAAACCCUUUGACUGAAUCGGCUUUGACGAAACAGCGCCGAAAUUAUGAGGAACACAUGGCCUUUAAGUUCUUUUGUACGCAAUGCUCGUUCAAAAGUAAACGACAAAGCCACUUUCUCAACCACAUCCAGUGCCACAAGGAUGGCAUGGAGAAAAAAUACUCGUGUGAACAGUGUGACUUUGUCAGUAUCAGUCCCAUCAUGCUGAAGCGACACGAACUGAAACACAAGAAGAUUCUCUACAAGUGCAAGGUGUGUGCUGCCUACACCACAGACCGACCGGGCUUGUUGCAACGACACAUCAGGCUGAAGCACAGCUCCCCGUCAAAUGUAGUCCAGCUGCACUGCUCCCAGUGCCCGUUUGUGUGUAGCACGCCGCAGGGUCUGGCCAAACACACGCAGAAGCACAGGAAAACUGACGGCCGAAGGGAUGAGCAGGAAGAAGGCUCUCACAGCUGUAACGAAUGCGAGAAAGUUUUCCGGAAUCGCAUGCACUUACAGCGGCACAUGAGAGAUGUGCAUGGGCCAGAGCUACGCCCCCACCUGUGUGAUACCUGCGGGAAAGCCUUCAAAAGAACCGACGCGCUCCAGCAGCAUAAGCUCGUGCAUCUGGCACGUUCCGCCCGGCAAUUGCCGUUCAAGUGCAGCACAUGUUCCAAGGCGUUCCGUUCUCAAGCUCACCUCAAGGAACACAUGUCCAUGCACAGCUCCGAGCGGCCUUACCUCUGCCAGUAUUGUGGAGCCGCAUUCAAAACCCAACCCGUGCAGAAAAAGCAUAUAUUGACACUGCACAUCAAACCAAGGACUCAUGUGUGCGCUGUGUGCUUUCGACAGUUUAACACCAAGCACGCGCUACAGCGUCACGAGAGCACGCACGACAAAGCUGACUCGGCUACGGAAGUAGCUGUGCUAGAGAUGCAGAAGAGUGAAAAACUGGACAUGAAGUCCUCCCAGGAGAUUGCUGUGCUCGACGGUCAAGCCAGUUUGUCGGUAGCUCCGACUGCGACCAUCACCGUCACGGGCCACCCGGCCAGCUGUUUAGUGCAAGACUUGAUGGGCUCGGUGGCCGCCCCACCAGGGGAGGAAACUGCUGUUGACCAGGAGGGACAGAGCCUGCCGCAGAACUUUAUCCCGGGCAGUCAGGUGACCUCUACCAUGUAUUACUUCACCGAGGAGUUGCAGCCUCUGUAAUUCGGUGGCUUGUCUCAUUUUUUGAAUAUUUGACCCCUUUUUUUGUGUGUGUGCAUUUUAUGGGUUUUGCUUUCUCCUUCUCGAGAUAAGAUUUUGCUUUGGAUUUUUUCUUUUCCCCAUCUUGAGUACAGAUGCAGAGCUUUUUUCUCCUUAACUUCUAACCUUCUCACUCACUGCUCCUCAGGUCUACAGCAGAGCACAGAUAUCUUGAACAUACAAACUCGAAUUCAUGGAUAACUCAAACUAUAUGUUACAAUAUGUGCUAUUCAUUCCAUGACGAAACCGCUAGGUCUAUAUUUAGGGGCAGCACUGUAUUCUCAAAAAGACAUGCGAGAUAUUUCGAACAGUGCAUUACCUCUCUAGUUUUUUGUGGGAAUAUGUGCUAGAACUCCCUUGAAUCUUGUCGUGUGAGGGUGGGGGAUGGGUUGGUGGGGUGUGAUUGAAGACAGAUGGUGUGGCGCUACAUUGAGCCGUAAUAUGUUUUGUGAAUUAUGUUCACAAUCAUAAUGUUUUUAUGCAUGGAUGUGUGUGUCAUUGUUUGAACGGGAAGGCAUCUAUUGGAAAGUGAUUACACUAGAGGGAUGGGUGGCGUUCUCUGACCAGUGUUGGUUAUAUCUUCAUAAUCAUGAUCUGACAUAGAGCAGUUUUGUUUUUUUUUAAAGUGAAAGGCUCAUCAGCAUCACUCUCUUCCUUUCUAUUGCUCCGACACCGAACAAGGCACAUGCUCUGAUGAUAUCCUAUCAUCCUUUUUUCGAUACUGGAUAUUUUUCAUGAUGGCAGAGAGAGAGAAGACUUAAUUGCUGGUCAAUAGAAACCAGCCAUUAUAUUAUUGUCAUAGUUACUUCCCUUGAUUUCCCUCGCACUCUUAUUUUAUCCUUCAUUUUCAUGAUCACUGUUUACUCAAAUUGUGGACGUGUUGAACAUGACACAUAUUUUGCCAAUCCCUGAUGUGUUCGAGGUAUCUGAGCUCGACUGGUUACAGAUUUUCUUCUAUUUCUGUUGUGGUCAUUUUAUUUAUUAUUUAGGCCUCUAUAAUCUUUUAUGUUGUGUUUGCUGUGCCGUUAUCGGUUUGUCAUGAGUAGGAAAUGAAUUUUUCACUGUAGGCUUCAUUUGUGAUUUAUUUAUGUUUUUAAAAAAAAUUGCCAUUUUAAAAAAUCGCUUUUGUAUUUUAUGGAAGUGUUUGUGUUUGGCUGAAGUUUUGUUGAAACGCGUUGUUCCUGGUAUCUUGUGAUAGAUCAUACACAUGGGAGUUUUCUUUUUAAAGAAAUUAACAUUGCUCUAUGGUAGGCUGUAGGUGUCGCAAGACAGGGAAAGUUUUAUUGGCUUCUCUACUGUACUUGUUUUUAAAAAAAUAUAAAGUUUGUGUCUAGCUUCAUCAGAUUCAUUUAUAAUUCUGUCUGUGUUGGAAUGAAAUAAACCACAUGGUUUGGAUAUCAUGAGAAAAUACAAGGAAGCAGCCUACUUUUUUCACUUUUAUCUCUGAGAUUAAUUUUUUAAAGAUACAUAGACCUGUUGUUUUUUUAAAUAUGUUUUGAUGCAGAUUGAUUUUAAUUUUAUCUUUUAAACUGAAAUUAACAUCAUUUACUGUUUCUUUGAGAUGCUAAACUUUUGCUGAGAGACAGAAUUAGAGGAAUGCCUUGAAGGGAACAGUUCUAUCUUUGUUUUAAAGACAUAUGAUUUGUUUUUGUUUUAUCCUUUUCAAAAUCAUUUCCAGAUAGAAAAAGUCUUUAAAUAUAAUGUCAAAUUGGUUUCUGUAAUCAAAUCCCCCAAAUUGUCUUAAAAAGUGUUUUAAUAAAACAUUUCAAGUUUUAGUAGGAUCAGGGGGAAUUAUUCUGGUUUUUCUUUCUUUUCUUUUCUUAAAAAUGUUUUUGGGGUAAAGCAUUUUCAUUUAGUCCUUAUCAGUUUUGAGAGGUGGUCCUCUCUUUUGCGGUUUUCUUGUUCAUUUUGUCUGUGUGUACGGUGUGUCUUGGUACAUGUAGUGGAGUUCGGUUUUUGCUAAAUGUCUUCUACUUUAUGUUGUCUACAGUUGUGUGUAAUGGUAUAUAUAUAUAUAUAUAUAUUAUACUGAUGCUGCUCUUACCGAGUGCCAGCAUUGUGUUUGAUCUCACAGUUUCUGAUUGUUACCAGCCAUGUUUUUCUGCACAUAUAAAGAAAGUCUAGCGCACAUAGAGCAAAAUGGGUGUGGCACAUGGACAUUUUUUCCGUUGUGUACGACUUUCACUUUGCAUGUGAUAAAUACAAAGAAUAUAUGUGAGGCAGCGUGAUGGAAUCAGGCUCUCGU